This is a messenger RNA of Mycena citricolor, 1254 nucleotides long. The record is from the annotation of a GenBank genome assembly. Lineage: Eukaryota; Fungi; Basidiomycota; Agaricomycetes; Agaricales; Mycenaceae.
AUGAGAUGCGGUUCACGCGUUCCUAUUUCAAAACUCCGAAGUGAUAUCAUCACUGAUAAUCUAACGAUCGGUGCUGGUCUGCAUCUCAUUCUUACGCCUGCGUCCAACUCCCCAGCACUGUGUAACAUGUCCAGCCCGCCAGGAAUGCUCUUUUUUGCCAUGGAGGCCGACCCUGAAGUGACUGAGGAGCGCUUGAACGACUGGUACGACAACGAGCACAUCCCGCUGCGACUAAAAGUUUCCGGGCUGAACACCGUCACGCGCUACAAAGCCACGGACGGGCAGGUCCCCACUUGGCUCGCGAUGUAUAAUUGCGACACUCCCGCGGUAGUCCAGUCCGAAGGGUACACCUCCCUCGCGGCGCUCGGAUCCGAGAACGAGAAGGAUAUCUUGUCCAGGUUCACAAGCGUCAGCCGCCGCAUAUAUGAGCACGUAUCGACCACGACCGCGCCCGGUGUGUCUGACGAGGAGCUGCCGGCCAAGUUCAUCUACGUUGCUGGACUGGAAGUGCCUGGGGGAGCUGAGGAUGAUCUGAACAGAUGGUGCGUGCCUCUCGGUAUGAGGAGGUAUGUCCUCAUACGCAGAUCCGUGAGACACGUAAUCGAGCGUGAUCAGGAACACAUCGACAUGUUCUCCAAGAUUCCCGGCUGGAAGCAGACUCGGCGAUAUCAGAUCAUCGAGCACAAGCAAUUCGGCGCUGCUGUGGAGGGACGCCCCGUUUGCAAGUUCCUUGCCGUGCACGAGUUUGACAACGGCGAUUUCGUCCAAACACCAGAGAUGCGGGACGCGGUCUCUUCCGAGUGGGCUAAGCGCGUGUUAUCCACUGUUGUUCAGAAGGAACGGAGAGUUUUUGGUUUGCACAAGGGCUUCAGAGCCUAAUGAAAUGAGUGUAUCAGUAAUCUGGCUUAUCUGAAGAGCAAAAAAUACUCAUUUCUGAUCUCCCGUUCCAAGUUCACUCGAGAAAAUCUAACAUUUCUUUCAGGUAAUCCUUCACGCGAGGAGAAAAUUUUAUCAUAAAUUAAGGAAGACAGUUGUACUGCAGGAGCAUAACAAGUGCGGCUCAAGAUGCUGCUGCUGAAGUAUGAUCUACCGCCACUGGUGCAGCAUUAAUGCGACAGUAGAAUAUGGGCGUCAGAUCGAUCAUCGGACUAAAUACUACAGCGUUGAAAAUCGAUACGAGCUCCUUCACGGCAUAUUUUGAAGCUUACAACUCAAAAGGCAGAGAUGGACCAAAGCAUCACAAUAGACUACUUC